UUGAUCCAAAAUUGAUUCUAAUGUAGGGGUAAUUAGUCAACUUGUAGAUCUUGACACGUGGGUCGUGGUGUCGAUUGGAUCCAUCCUGGGCAUCUUGACACGUGGUGUCGAUUGAAUGCACCUUGACUAUUUAUCACCAACCACUGCCAACCAUUGCCACCUACUUCCAAGUACUCCUCUCAAUCAACUCCAAGUCUCCAACUAUAAAAAGGGGUUCCCACAUUGAGGUAAGGACACAUUAUAACUUAAGCUCUAACGCUCUUGGGAUAACUCCCAGGGCCUUUGGCAUUUUCUUUGGACCUGUUGGCCUCGAACUUUGAAAUUAUGUUGUUGCCCUCGGUUCUAUAUUUGGUAGCAACUAUUGGUGUUGUUUGUGGGAAUAUCUUCAAAACUUUUCCUUAAGAAAAAACAAAUCUAAUUUAAUUAAUCAGUGUCCUUGAAAUGGCUGACAAGCAAGACCUUGCCUCUAAUGUCCGAAAUAUAGUCACGAUUGACCAAUUCGAGCUAGUAGGCUGGACAACUUGGCCCAGCGAUUGGACAACUUCGUGUAUCCAAGCCACGUUCAAGGGAGUAUCAAGCUGAUGAUUCUCCACACUUCAUUGCCUCUUGAAAAUAGUUCACGGACCUCAGCAGCCUUUUAAAACGGUGUCAAAAACCGUCAUGUCCUGAUGUCGGUCAAGCAGACGCGCGGGAAAAGCCUUCUAACAUAUAUGAAUCUCUGUGUAUCUUGUACUGGUUACUACUCAUUUUCCUCGUACCGUCUGCUCCGAUCUCCCUCAGCUCUCUCUAUCUUCUGCUGGUUAUUCCUCAUUUCCUCCUACCGUCUACCCCGUGGCUCUUAUAACCGAAAUCUUGACUGGCGACGGCAAGGUUGUGCGCUGAUCACCUGGAGCUUCAUCUCGUGCACUCGAAUCUGGUGUACAUCCUGAUUAUCGUCACCAGGAGCUAACAUAGGCGAAUUUGAUCAAGUCUUGCAGAUUUUUUCCUUCAGGAAUCCUUCGCAUACCAGAUCCUGUUGUUUUAUUAGCUACACCAUUCCCUGAGGUUUGAUUGUGGUAUGGUUGUAGAUGUUUUAAUGUACUCAUCUAUACGAUCUACUUCAUGUUAGUUUUGGUUGUUUCUCUUUAUGUGGUCUUAUUUGUACCUUUUUCUGUUUAUUGAAGUCAUUUUUGGUCCUUGAGUUCUAUUCUAUUAUCAGCUAGAUUUUUUGAGGCUCUGAAUCAUGGUAUGUAUUAGUUCCAUUCCAUAUUUCAAUUAAAGUUUUUUAUUUUCUACAUCUCUGUAUAUUAAUUUGCUCUGGCAUAAUAGGUCUGCUAGUUGGGUUGUUUAGGGAACUCUAAAUGACCAAGAAAUCUUCCACAUGGGUAUUUUCUAUGUUAAAAAAAUUAAGACUUUGAACCAGUAUCAGUUGGGCAAACCACCGAUACAGGGUGGGUUAUAGGACAGAGAGACUAAACCAUAGUCAAUCCUGAGGCGCCCUACUUGAUGGAUGGUUUGGAUAACACAUCCUUCCACAUGGCACAGAUAAGUAGGUUUUAUAGGUAAUCUUCCUACUUGGCCUGAUUAGGAAGCCUUGUUCCUUAAUAUUUUCCCCUAGUUUAGUUGUUUUUCUAUUUCAGGGCUUUGGGUUCUCCCUUGUAGUUACCUAAAUGCCUUGGUAAUUAGUAGGCAGUUUCCAAAAAAGUUUGUUUGCAAAUUGCAGGUUCUUCCCCUUGGUUCUGUUAAUGUGUCAAAUUUAGGGGAUUUUUUGUAUGGUUUCACUUUUCAAAUAAAAAACAACUGCAAUUAUCGGCAAUGUACAUAAAAGAAUCCUUAAAGACUACUACUAAUUGAAAUAAAAGAAUCGUGACAUCCCUUUGAUCUUUAACAGGCCUUGUGUGAAUAGUCCUCAUUGGAAUGUGCAUAAAUCUAUGCUUAAAAGAAAAUCUAUGAAAGCAAAAAGGGAACAAAACUGCUACAAUUUCAUAGUUUGGUGGAGCCAUUAAUUGCUUUACUGGACCAAAAGGCAUGGAUUGGAAAAGAAUGGGUUCUUCUAUGAAUUGCUGAUACUAAACUGCAAACCGUAACUUGACUAAGAGCCCGUUCAGAUAAAUAGUGACUAGAAUGCUGUUUGGGAGAGCAUGGCCUGAUAUGCGCUUGAUAGUGGUUUUCUGGAAUGUUGUUUCUACAUGAUUUUGACACAUUUCAGUCACAUGGAAAAUGGAUUUACAUUCAUCUUCCAUCUUUUAAAAUAAUCAAAAGGAUUAUUAAUAUGAAAAAAUGCAUGGGUGUGGGGCUGAUGUGGCCAAUGACACCAUACAUGUGUGCGAUCUAGUGAGUCGGCCAUUUUCUCCUUCUAACUCUGUUGUUUUGCAAAAUUUGUUUAACCAAUCUGAAAAAGGACUGUCUUCUUCUGCAAAAGAUUCAUCGUCCGUCAAAUAAUAUGUGAUAGUUCUCAUGUUGCUGGUGCUGGCUGCAAAGAUUCUUUCAAACUUGAUUGUGACAGGGUCUGCAAUAUUGGCAAGGGUUGCUGUGCAAGCUUACCGCCAAGCACUUGCAAAUGCCUCAAAAUCUGGCGUCACGCAAGGGAUGGCACAGACUACCGUUCGUAGGGCUAGCAAAAUCAUGACUGAAGCAGAGGCCCAACAGAUUCUAGGGGUCACCGAGGGGUCGUCAUGGGAAGAGAUUUUGCGGAAGUACGAAACUAUGUUUGAGCAAAAUGCCAAGAAUGGGAGCUUUUACUUACAAUUGAAGUUCCAGAGAGCUAAGGAAUGUCUGGAAGUAUUGUACCAAAGCAAAGCCCAAGGAUGAACAAAUUGAUAACAUGGCAAAGCAUAGGCUGCGUUUUUGUCUUGUUUUCAUCUAAUUCUUAUUCUUUCCACGAUGUACACCCAGGUGGGCUUUGUAAAUUUCAUUUGUUUUGUUGACAACAGGGCAUUAAAGUUUCUUUAAAAUGUGAAAGAGAGUAG
Messenger RNA from Nelumbo nucifera (sacred lotus), 2948 nucleotides. Its product is annotated as mitochondrial import inner membrane translocase subunit PAM16 like 2-like. The record is from RefSeq and is a predicted model, not a curated record. Gene Ontology annotation, biological process: protein import into mitochondrial matrix. Lineage: Eukaryota; Viridiplantae; Streptophyta; Magnoliopsida; Proteales; Nelumbonaceae. Gene Ontology annotation, cellular component: TIM23 mitochondrial import inner membrane translocase complex.